AUGAGAGGAUUGACUGGCUUAUUGUAUGAGACAUCAAAAUUACACCCAGUAAAUGGAAUUACUUACAGAGGAAAGGACUUAAAUGAGAUUAUCAAGUAAAGUCCAAGAGCAUCAGGAGGUACUCAGCCCACCCCUGAAGGAGUACUCUGGUUAUUGUUGACUGGAGUCUACCCCAAUUAAGAAGAGGUUAAAACAUUUUAAGAAGAGCUAUAUCAAAGAAGUCAUUUGUCUGAUGAGACAGAGACUUUGAUUAGAAAUCUUCCAGAAAAAAUGCAUCCGAUGACGAAAUUUUCAAUAGGAGUGAUGUCUUGUCAGCCAGAUAGUAAUUUCGCGAAAGCUUAUCACAAAGGGGUACCCAAAAAGGAAUAUUGGGAACAUACUCUUGAGGAUUCCUUAGACAUCUGCGCUAAAGUUAUAUAAUUAGCAGCAGUCGUAUAUAACUCAACUUAUAAUAGAGGGAAGUAGCUUCCUGGGCCAGAUCAGGAUCUAGAUAUGAGUGCUAAUUUAGUUCAAAUGAUGGGUUUUAGUGAUAAAAGUUUCUAUGAUCUGAUGAGAUUAUAUCUGGUGAUUCAUGCUGAUCAUGAAGGAGGAACUGUAAGUUCUCAUACUGCCCAUUGUGUAAAUAGUGCUUUAUCAGAUCCUUAUUUAGCUUAUUCAGCAGCUAUGAAUGGGUUAGCAGGACCAUUACAUGGCUUAGCUAAUCAAGAAUCUCUUAAUUUCUUGUUAGAUUUUGAGAAAAGAUUUGGUCAUAUUUGGACAGACAACGAUAUUGCCAACUAUGUUGAGGAGAUACUCUCUGAAAGUAGAGUAAUCCCUGGUUAUGGUCAUGCGGUUCUGAGAAAAACAGAUCCAAGAUUUAUACAUUUGCUUGAGUUUGCUGAGAAAAAUAUCGAGGAAAAUAACUUGAUAAGAUUACUUAAUCAGUGCUAUACGGUGAUACCGAAAAUUUUAGAUAAACAUAAAAAGAUAAAAAAUCCUUGGCCAAAUGUUGAUGCAGGCUCUGGAGUAAUGCUGUUGCACUAUGGAUUGAAUCAUUAAGAUUUCUAUACUGUAUUGUUUGGUGUGUCAAGAGCUCUUGGAAUAAUGUCAUCCUUAGUUUGGAGUAGAGCUUUUAAUCUCCCUAUUGAGAGACCAAAUUCAAUCACUCUAGAUUUAUUAUUAGAGAAGGUAUCCAGUGGAAAAUGA
Messenger RNA from Stylonychia lemnae, 1185 nucleotides. The record is from the annotation of a GenBank genome assembly. NCBI's taxonomy places the organism in Eukaryota, Ciliophora, Spirotrichea, Sporadotrichida, Oxytrichidae.